Babesia microti strain RI is the source of this 399-nucleotide messenger RNA. RefSeq lists its product as hypothetical. The record is from RefSeq and is a predicted model, not a curated record. The transcript is spliced from 3 exons. Bases 1 to 399 code for a protein of 132 amino acids. Lineage: Eukaryota; Apicomplexa; Aconoidasida; Piroplasmida; Babesiidae.
AUGACUCAGCGCACUUACGGCGCGACAUCACGCACCUGUGUGCAUACCUUAAUCGAUGUCGCAUCGGUCCUUUUCACCAUCGGACGCCUAAAAAUUCUAUUCGUGCCCCUUUACUUAUUUGUUCUAGCCUUCUUCCUGCCUACGAAUAUCACUUUGAUUCAUGGGAGGGAGGCCGAUCACUUUUUCGAGGAAGGUACGGUACCGCAGGUGGACAUACAGCUCCAGCCACCCAAGAGGUGGAAGGCAAGUUCAGCAAGUCUGGGAUUCAUCAGGCAGUCGCUGAGGAAUUACAUUGCUAAGGAAAUCGCUGCGCAGAGACCCCGUCUGUUGAGUAGACACGGGAACAAGACAAAUAGGGCACAAUCUUUAAUAGUAGACGGUCAAAUAGUCAAACAGUGA